Molecule: messenger RNA, 495 nt
Organism: Talaromyces proteolyticus
Lineage: Eukaryota; Fungi; Ascomycota; Eurotiomycetes; Eurotiales; Trichocomaceae
Exons: 1
Coding region: 1-495 (164 amino acids)
Source: RefSeq, a predicted model, not a curated record
AUGGGAGAUAUCAAGUAUCAAGUCCUCGUGGUCUCGGAAGAUGAUAAACCUACCGCUAGCAAACGCCGCGCUAUCUAUCUCCGCCCAUUCCUCCUCUUCUGGCUGAACUCGCUCAUUGCGGAGGUGAUAUUUCUCGCUGUGGGAGUCAUUGUCAUGACCGGUACACGGGACCUUCUCUACAAAAUUUUAUGGACGCUGCUUUUUUGUCCUCUUGGAAUGGGUGGUGCAAUGGGUGGAAUCGUCAACUAUUUUAUCGUGGACCAUCACUACGGGACGAAAGCAGUACAUUUCACGGCUCUAAUCGGUCUAUUUAUCUUUGGAAGUUGCAACUAUCUGUGUUAUAAUUUGGAUCGGCAUUUCGGUUGGUUUGGUGCCACCGAGCAUCCAUGGUGGUUCCAUUGGAGGUACCCAAUGAUUUAUGUGGUGGGAUAUGUCAAUGGAAAAUUGCUCUUUACGGAUAAGGGACAGGAGACAUUGGCACGCUGGGGAGUUUGA